Messenger RNA from Postia placenta MAD-698-R-SB12, 1449 nucleotides. RefSeq lists its product as hypothetical. Lineage: Eukaryota; Fungi; Basidiomycota; Agaricomycetes; Polyporales; Adustoporiaceae. The transcript is spliced from 5 exons. Bases 1 to 1449 code for a protein of 482 amino acids. The record is from RefSeq and is a predicted model, not a curated record.
AUGUCCAAAGUUAUUGAUUCGGAUCUUACCCCGCGUCCCGUGAAACGUCGACAACCGCCCCUCGAGUAUUUGCCAACUGCGGACAAGCUUCCAUGUUACACUUCAGUCCAAUUCGAUCCAGAAAUUCCGCUAGAAGGCAAGUAUACACUGCAAGAGGCGCUGAGUACAAUGAAAGGGGAGUUCCCACGUAGCUGGAGCGACAAAGCGAUGAGCUCCACCAAAGAGCUCAACAAGACGGAGAAGAACCUCUCUGAGGAACAGCAGCUUCGAAAGCUCGUAUAUCUUCCAGACCUCGUGGAUCGUAUUUUGCCGUUAGCAGUAGACUUCCUUAAGAAUUAUGAAAUGCACCUUCAAAGCGGCAAAGACUUCCACAACUUCCUGCGCGUACACGUCGCCGUGAAACGCAAAGAACUCGCGAAACUAAUCUGGAGUGAGAAGGAGAUAGAGAAAUAUGCCGAUAAUCUCUUGUUAGAUCGUGCUCUAGCAGCAUUGCGCGCAAUCCUGGCUCAGAUGACUCAAAAGGAUUGGUACCAUUAUGACGAGAAGGAUCUGGACGCGAACUUUGGAAAUAGUCGUCCAAGCCUUCCAGGUGCUAGCUAUAGCGACAUUUUCCAGAGAAUCAUAGGGGAUCCUGACUUCCCAUACCUAUCAUCAUCGGUUGGUAAAGUCCUCCCCGAUAGAGUCCUCAUUUCAGGCCACACCAGCCAAGACGGUUUACUCAAGCCGACAAUUGCACUCACCAUUGAGGUCAAAGCUCCUGCGGCUAUGAAGGAUGACAAGCGUCACAAACAUAUAUUCUCUGAGAUUCAAGACCUUCCAAGUGUUCGUGUUCCCAGAGGAACUGCUACGGAGUUCAUCUACCCCGAGGACCCGGAUACUACUGAUGGCCAGACACGGAUCUUAGUUCAGGUGUGGACCCAGAUGAUAAACAAAGAUUCUCGCCUUGGAAUCUUGUCAAGCGUAGAGGACACUUUUUUCCUUGCGCGUGACAAAGACACUCUAUAUCUCUCUCAGUCCUACGAGCUCGAUAAAGCACCUCAACUUCGUGUUUUCGCUUGGUUCGCUGUCGCCGUGGAUUUGAUCGAGUUCAGCGCCCUGCACCUUCCCGAUGCGCGAACAGACUGGUGGAAAGCAGAUCCCCAACAUGCCGUCGAUGUUGCUGGUGUGAAUAGAAGGCAUCGUACUGCUCACCAAGCCGAUUACUACCGAAUAGAACCCUCCUCAGCCGCUACCAAGGGGAUGACAAACCUCCGCAUAUAUAUAGCAGUCGCAGCCGCGGUCGAAGUCGCAACUGAGACAGCAUGUAUGCAGCUGAUUGAAGAACGUGAAUAUAUAGUCGACGCCCACAUAUGCAUGCUGGAUGAGGCAUUCCUCGAGCAGCUGAAUGCCAACAUGCUAGCUUUGUUGACGCCUCGGGCAUGGGAGAUGACAAAGUAUCAGGAUGCGUGA